Striga asiatica is the source of this 1442-nucleotide messenger RNA. NCBI's taxonomy places the organism in Eukaryota, Viridiplantae, Streptophyta, Magnoliopsida, Lamiales, Orobanchaceae. The record is from the annotation of a GenBank genome assembly.
CCUAAACGGAUUGUCUGAUAAUGUCUGAUACCGAGUUGAAUUGAAGUUACUCAAAUCGUUCUUACCCGAGCUAACCACUCACGCCGUUAUCGAGUUAUUAUGGGUGCUAAAUCAAGAUCCACAAAAACUUGGUUAAUUUGCGAGUAGAAUAUUUGGGGAAAUUGUAAUUUUCCUCAAUUUAACAUAAUAAACAAAACUCCCCUCCGCAAGGCCGUACUACAGAUAUGGUGAAAAAACGGAACACACACCAUCGGCAGCUGUAAAAUAACAGAUCUUUUCCCCUCUCAACCAAUCAGCUUAACUUCUUCCGCCGAUCGAUCAUCAAUGGAGGGUGUUGGGGCCAGAUUUGGCCGAUCCUCGUCUCGGUACGGCCCCGCCACCGUAUUCACCGGUCCCGUCCGCAAGUGGAGGAAGAAAUGGGUCCCCGUACCGCCGUCCAGCUCCAACCACCAGCAUCACUCGGCGGCCAACGGAGCUGGAAAUGGGACUAAUAGCUCCAGUCACCUCAUGCUCUUCAAGUGGACUCCGAUCACCCCCAGCCAGAACAAGGAGGGUAAUGGUAAUAAUCAUAAUAACAACAACUAUGGCACUACCGACUCCAAGGUAUCACCUGAGGACGACGCCGGUUCGGCAGAGGAGCCUCCGAGGAGAAAGUUCAAGUAUAUCCCGAUUGAUGUGCUUGAAGAACUAAAGAAUGAGUCAUCGGAACAGAUUGAGGAUGAAGCUAAGGUGAAUGAUAUAGACGAAAACGCAGAGGAAUUGACCUCCAAAAGUGAUGGAUAUGAUGGGAAGCCUGACAUCAAUGAUGUGCCCACGGAUGAAACUGAGGAUCCAAAGAAAAGUCCAGUUGAACGGCAGGAUCUGAAUGAAAGCACGUUGGAACUAAGUUUGGGCUUCAAAGUCGAGGCAGAAGAUGUUCAGGCUAAGGAAGACCAGCUUGAAUGAGUGAAGCAUAAUGGUCAUUGAACGUUACAGUAGCUGCGAAUAUACGGUAAUAAGUCUAAGAGUAAAGAAGUGCUAAGUUAUGCAAAUUUAGCCUUUGCAGGAGUUCCUGGCUUAUUUUCAAGGAGGAUUAAUGGUUCGAGAAACAGCCUUUUCGGUCUCGUGCAUCUUCAAAACAGUCUAGCCUCAAAACAGCUUUGAUUCUGUGAAUUAGAGGCAUUUGAAUCUGAGCACUUCAGGCUUCGCCUUCACGGGCUGGGUACUAUUGGAUUUCUCGGAUUUAGCGCGGUUUGCCGUUUUGGGCCUUUCUUCUGUGUUUUUCCUCACUGUUUGAGCUUUUGGGAACCCAAAUCUAGAACAAUUGAAUCCAAUUGCAUGAGGCUAUGAGAACUUUAUGAUGCUGAGAUGAAUAUUUCCGCACAAGGGCAUGAUUGGUACAAUGACCUAUAUCAUCUUAUAAUAUUUUAUAAGGAACCGAUAAUAUAAUCUUUUGUGCGAUG